Messenger RNA from Armigeres subalbatus, 1447 nucleotides. RefSeq lists its product as uncharacterized. The transcript has 5 exons. The record is from RefSeq and is a predicted model, not a curated record. Lineage: Eukaryota; Metazoa; Arthropoda; Insecta; Diptera; Culicidae. The coding region runs from base 88 to 1230 and encodes 380 amino acids.
GUUGCUGUCAAAACGAAAAUUAACGCGAAGUGUGCGCGGUGCGGUAUUUGAUCUAAUGAAAAUUUAUAAUUCGAAUUAAAACGUAAAAUGGCCCGUAAAAGAACAACAGCAGCUAAAAAGCGUGUUUUGCGCAGUGCGACGAACAAAAAUAUACAGUUUUUAGUUGAUAAACUUCCGGAAUUAAAGAAACCGGAUGCGACUGCUGCGAGCAUUCAUCCCAAGAAAAAAGUUAAAUUCGUCCAAUCAUCGUCAAUCGACCUCGAAGAUGACACCACAAUUCACACACAUACACUUCCAAAUAAAAUCAAUAACAUCAGUUCUGCUGGUUCAGAUACCGACAGUGAUCAAGGUUGGAACGGCUCUCCAGCGCUUCCAUCAUCGAAGCCGUUGAUCCGGACGUAUCGCCGGAGGAUCACGAUUGAUCAGCUGAUGGAAGAUUGGGAAAUCGAUGACCAGGGCAAUUUGGAUGGGGAUGAUAUGAGGACUGAUUUGCAAGAACUCCCGGUAUCAACUAGGGAGGAUUUCGGAACUGUUGGCUGUACAUGCGGAAAGGCAGAAGAGGCUGAAAAGUACAAAAAACUGUACGAAUCUUUGCGGAAGGCAGUCCUUGAAAAUAAACAGAUUGAAGGAACGCAUAACGAUUCGGGAACACAGGUGCAAGACGAGAAGCACACAACACUUAUUAAGGAUAAUGCCAAAUUGACGGCGCAGAAUGCCAAACUGCAAGAGGCGUUAACUUCUAAGUUGUUGCCGCAACCCGAAGUUCCAUUCAAAGAUGUUGAUGGUGACUUCUUGGACGCUGAUACAAUUCGCCAACUUUCCGUGGAAGCUGAUACUGAUUAUCUCUUCGUCAAAUUCCUCAUGAUGCGACUUUGGCCAGAGGGAUUUGUGGGGCGUUCGGUUACGGGCCGCCCGUCCAACAAUCCCUCCGGUCGAUCGAAAUUGGCUAAAACAGCUCCGAAUGAAAAUGCUACACAUCAAACUGAAUCCAACGGGAUUGAAAAUUUCACUGAAAAGACGCCAAAUACCAUCGAUAAUUUUGGCGAAAAAACGCAAACCUCUAAACGCCCACUUGAGAAGGAAAAAGUGGAAUUUGUCUUAUCUUGCAUCUAUAAUCGUCGCCUCUUCUUGCGUGAUGAUGGUUACACAGCACAGGUUCAUUCCAAAGCAGGAACAUCACUGAUGACUCGAGUGAUUGCGAAUUCGGUACGCAAAGGAGCUAAACAAUGAUAUAUUUUAAUUGAUAUGCAUUUGAGGCGGUACAAUGCCUUUUUAAUAUGUAAUUUGCAGUGAUUGUUUUUUUAUUAGUCAGUAAGUCAUCUGAUUCUUGUUUUCGGUAAAUUCAUAUGAGUUUAUUUUAUGAUAAAAUGAGUUUAUUAAAUGAUAAAAUCAAAAAAGACAUAAUUUUGAGAUAAAUUUGGCAUAAUAAAGCAGUUUAAAUAAUCAA